Messenger RNA from Acipenser ruthenus (sterlet), 6264 nucleotides. RefSeq names its product lanosterol synthase (2,3-oxidosqualene-lanosterol cyclase) (gene lss). Gene Ontology annotation, molecular function: lanosterol synthase activity. The coding region runs from base 3518 to 5503 and encodes 661 amino acids. NCBI's taxonomy places the organism in Eukaryota, Metazoa, Chordata, Actinopteri, Acipenseriformes, Acipenseridae. Gene Ontology annotation, cellular component: lipid droplet. The transcript is spliced from 20 exons. The record is from RefSeq and is a predicted model, not a curated record. Gene Ontology annotation, biological process: triterpenoid biosynthetic process; cholesterol biosynthetic process.
CCUUUGCUAUGUGUUUUGGUAGGGGGGUGCUUCACUUUCAACAUCAAAUGUAUCCAUUGCAUCAUGGGUUAACUUUGUUUACCUGAAAGUUCUUAUGAAAUCUGUCGCACAGUGACCGACAACGGCAUCACACCAGUCUCCGCCCCUCCUGAGAGAAACUAGGCUCUGUGAUGGCUGAACAGCGCCAUUUUCUUUUCAGCCUGAUUUUGAGCAAGCUGCAGAGAUUCAUUGAAAGCAAUUUUUUUUUAAUUUAUAUAAUUUGAUUGGUAUGUUAUGUAAGUUAAUCGCUGAGAGUUUGUCUCUGUGUUCAUGCCGCAGCAGUGGGCAGCGUUUAGCACCACGUUCUGAAGGCUUUUUAGCGUGGGAUAUCAAGCGGGCACACACAGUCUCUUUUGCGGUACUCAUUGUUGCCACCAGUGGUGUGUGUGGUUGCUUUUAGCCCCGAUUGUUACCACUGCGGUUGCCAGCCUGAGUGCUGCUCUGCCCCCGGCUUGUACCGCACCGGCCUGUGCACAGCACUGAGCCGCGGCCGCACCAGCACCGUCCGAUACCACACCCUGUUGGUCUGCCUGUCAUUGCAGCUGUACCAUCAGCCUGCACUGAUAGCUGUAGGUAACCCUAACCCAAACCUUACUAAAAAAAAAAAAAGUAACCAAGGUUAAACAGUACCAUCCCUAGUCCAGUACCAGUGGACCCGCUAUUUUUAGAAGUACUUUUGCCUGUAACAUACUGUACAGCGCGUUGCUGCUUGUAUUGUUGAAACAACUGAGUUUUUGUUAAGUACUGUAUACUGCACCAGCCCUGUUCCAGUAAGUACUGGUAUAUAGGAGUUGCAGCUCCCGCCCUGUUACACAGCGGCAUUGCUGCUUGAGCAGACGCGUCCAGCCUCGGCUGGGGCGUAGGGGAGGUGUAACCCCCAUUGUGCACUAAUGUACCUACAAUGCCGCAGGCACCGAACCAGUACCAACAGCUUUGCUUUCUUACUGUACACUGCUUGCUAUUUGCAUAAUGCCUGGGGUCAUCUCUAACAUAUGCAAGGUCAGUAGGCCUGUCUGGUACCAAGCAGACCUUGUUGACAGCCCAGUUGCUGUCUUUAUCAAACUGUUUUCUGCAAGGUUUUGGGCGCAUUCUUCCAAGGCGCUCUUUGUCUCUAGGAGCUGGUGUUCCCACAUGAGGCUGUGGAGUCGGAUGUCGCAUCCCCUGUGGUUGAAUUUCUCCUGCAGCUCUACAGAGCGCGCUGUGUCCCUCACCUGUACAGUGCUCUUCCCCGUCACCCUCUCUACACUAUGGCUCUGUGCCAAGGGAGAGCCACGCACCAGGGAAUAGAGAAGCUUUGGGCAGCAGUUUCUCCACAGACACGCUUGCCUGAUGGGGACAAAGUUUUGCACUUUUACGUCUGGUUCCGGCCUGUUACUGACUGGUGUUUACAUCCCAGUCUGGUACCAAGCCUUGUUGACAGUCCUGUCAAUGUCUUUAGCAGCUGAGGCAGCAACUGUACAUUCUUACGGUACAUUGCUUGCUAUUGCAUAAGGCCUGGGUUUUUAUCCCUGUGCCGGCAGCCUCAGGGACCAGCACAGCCAGCUUCGCCUGCAGCCUGCCCAUCUGUGCCUUGGCAUUGUGUUGGGCAGUGUCCCCAAAAGGGAGGAUCCACAUAAUGAUUUGGAACUGCAGGCAGUUUAACUAGCCUUUUUUUUUUUUUUUACAGGAGGUUCAAGGGAGACACGUGCUUGUCCGGACAGACAACACUACCAUUGGCAUUGUCCCCACUAAUUCUCCAUAACAGGAGCCGGGGAUCCACUGGCGAUUGGCUGUCUUGACACACCAGUGGCCAAGGCAGCUGUUGUAUGCCUUCCCACCGCUCGCCAUGCUCCUGCUGUGUCUGGAGAAAAGGACUGGGCCGGGGUGCUAUUUGUAGCUCCUUACUGGCCCAGGAGACUUGCCGGCCUUCCCCUCUGCCAAGCAUGUGAGCGAAGAGCAAGCCUUUUCUGUGGCGAAAACUUGUCUGUUUUUCGCGGAGUCUAGGACCAUGGUCACGGUCCACACAGACCUGGUUUACUUGCCCAAAUGUAUUUCUACCUUUCCACGUCAACCAACCAAACUGGAAGCUUUCCAUCCCCCUCCCUUCCAGUCGGAUAGGGAGCGGAAGCUCCAGGCACUUUGCCCUGUUCGGACAUUAGCAUAUUAUACUGACAGAACAAAAAGUUGGAGGCAAUCUGAACAGCUGUUCAUCUGCUAAGGAGGGAAGGCCCACGGUAAAGCCCUGUCUAAGCAGAGGCUGUCUGGUUGGAUUGCAGAGACGGUCAAGAUUGCUUCUUAACAAGCCAAUUUGCCCCUCCUGUGAAGGUCACUGGUCACUCCACAGAAGGUAUGUCUACCUCUUGGGCAUUGUUCCAGGGUGCAUCUGUCACGCCCCAUACUUCACAAGGUGUUACAGACUGAAUGUGCUGGGUCCUCAAAACCCUGGCUUUGGGACCAGAGUGCUAACGUCGUCUUCUAUGUUGAGACGGGAAGCACCUGCAGAGAAUUGAUUUGUGAUAUGUACUAAAAAUAAUAAAUAAAUAAUCUGUAUUGUGGCAGCCUUAACGUCUGACCUCAGAUUUAAGUCGUUCUGCAAGUAAUGCACUUUGCGAUGGCUUGGGUAUAAUUACCCCUUAUGUAUUGGAUACAUUUCAUAUUUGAAAGGGAAUGUUAGGUUAUUAUCAUAACCCUGGUUCCCUGAAAUAGAAAUGUAUCCAUUACAAUCUUCUGUCGCUGCGUACGUUACACACAGCAGGCUGAAGAAGAAAAAAAUGGACAGAGCCUACUCUCUCUCAAGAGGGGCGGAGACUGGUGUGAUGACGUUGCCUGUCAAAGUUAACCCAUUAUGUAAUGGAUACAUUUCUAUUUCAGAGAACUAGGGUUAUGGUAAUAACCUAAUGUUUUUUUUAUGUGUGUGUAUAUAUAUAUAACAUUAGAUAUCCAUUAUCACUUGUUAUUGAGAGUAUGAUAAAGUGGGUAUGCAAGGAGAGGCCUGUCCUGAUUAUUAUUAUUUUAUUUCUUAGCAGACACCCUUAUCCAGGGCGACUUACAAUUGUUACAAGAUAUCGCAUUAUUUUUACAUACAAUUACAUUAUUUUUUACACAUUAUUUUUACAUACAAUUACCCAUUUAUACAGUUGGGGUUUUACUGGAGCAAUCUAGGUAAAGUACCUUGCUCAAGGGUACAGCAGCAGUGUCCCCCACCGGGGAUUGAACCCACAACCCUCUGGUCAAGAUUCCAGGGCCUUAACCACUACUCCAUACUGCUGCCCAUGCCUUCCAGCACAAAAAGAUGUGUCAGAUUCAUGAAUACUGUUUAUUUUUUUAAGACAAGCUUUUUUACUGCAGGUGGUAAAUUGUUUUGAAUUACAUACACAUGUCCCAAGACAUGCAUCAUAGGAUGCAUGACUGAAGGACAAGGAUAAGGGUUGUUAUGGAUGACCUCUGACCUCACUAUUCCCCCGUUUCCACUGCCUGUCACUCCCGGCUAUGGCUGCCCAUGGCAACAAAACAAUGUUUCCCCGGCUCGCCCAGGAGGCUGAACGGCUAUCGUGGCAGGUUUUGUAUAUCAUGCGUGAUGGCGCCAAUCUGUUUACAAAGUCUCCUGAUUACCUGCCACAUUGCUAAGAUCCCUUUCCCAGAAGCAUGGCAGAAAGAGAUGGUGCGAUAUUUGCGUUCCGUGCAGCUUCCAGACGGGGGCUGGGGUCUGCAUAUUGAAGAUAAGUCCACAGUGUUCGGAACAGCCUUGAGCUAUACCACCAUGAGGAUCCUGGGAGUCGGGCCUGAUGAUCCUGACCUGCUGCGAGCCAGAAACAACCUUCACAGCAAAGGGGGAGCUGUUGGAAUUCCUUCUUGGGGAAAAUUUUGGUUGGCCAUCCUGAAUGUGUACAGCUGGGAAGGGAUGAAUACGCUUCUCCCAGAAAUGUGGCUUUUCCCUUCCUGGAUGCCAGCACACCCCUCCACUCUGUGGUGUCACUGCCGCCAGGUCUACCUCCCGAUGAGUUACUGCUACGCUGUGCGCCUGACUGCAGACGAAGACGAGCUGAUCCGAAGCCUCAGACAGGAGCUGUAUGUUCAGGAUUAUUCCACCAUUGACUGGCCAGCUCAAAGGAACAAUGUGGCUGCAUGUGACAUUUAUACCCCUCAUAGCAAAUUACUCACAACAGCGUACGUCAUUCUCAAUUUGUACGAGUCGUACCACAGCAGCGCUCUGAGGAAGUGGGCCAUUGAGGAGCUGUAUGAUCACAUCAAGGCCGAUGACAGAUUCACCAAUUGCAUCAGCAUUGGACCGAUCUCCAAAACCAUCAACAUGUUGGUGCGCUGGUAUGCAGAUGGACCCACUUCCUCUGUUUUUAAGGAGCAUGUGUCCAGAAUCCCUGACUAUCUCUGGCUCGGCCUUGAUGGAAUGAAGAUGCAGGGCACUAAUGGAUCUCAGCUGUGGGAUACUGCAUUUGCUGUCCAAGCAUUUCUUGAGGCAGGGGCGCAGGACCGAUGCACAUUUACACAAUGCCUUAAACAGGCCCACGAAUUCUUGAGAAUCACACAGAUACCAGAAAACCCACCAAACUUUGAAAAGUACUACCGCCAAAUGAACAAGGGAGGGUUUCCCUUCAGCACUCUCCACUGUGGUUGGAUUGUUGCUGACUGUACAGCUGAAGGCUUGAAGACAGUGAUGCUGCUUCAGGAGAAGUGCACCUUUAUCAAGGACCGCAUUCCCAAGCAGUGCCUCUUCGAUGCGGUCAAUGUGCUGCUCAGCAUGCGGAAUCCUGAUGGUGGAUUUGCCACCUAUGAGACAAAGCGUGGAGGCAGACUGCUGGAGCUCCUCAAUCCCUCUGAAGUGUUUGGUGAUAUCAUGAUUGAUUACACGUAUGUUGAAUGCACCUCUGCAGUGAUGCAGGCGCUGAAGCACUUUCAUGAGGAAUUUCCUGACCACAGGACUGAGGAAGUCAGGAGUACAUUGCAGAAGGGUUUGGAUUACUGCAGGAAGGUGCAGAGGACUGACGGAUCAUGGGAAGGGAGCUGGGGAGUGUGCUUUACAUACGGAGCCUGGUUUGGGUUGGAAGCCUUUGCCUGCAUGGGCCACAUCUAUCAGAAUGGCUCUGCAUGCUGGGAGGUGCAGCAGGCGUGCCAGUUCCUGCUGUCUCGACAGAUGCAGGACGGAGGCUGGGGGGAAGACUUUGAAUCCUGCGAGCAGCGCAGAUAUGUCCAGAGUGAGAAGUCGCAGAUACACAACACCUGCUGGGCUCUGCUGGGGCUCAUGGCUGUCAGGUACCCUGACGUUGGUGUGAUCGAGCGAGGGAUACAGGUGCUUGUUAACAGACAGCAGUCUAAUGGAGACUGGCCACAGGAAAACAUUGCUGGUGUUUUUAACAAAAGUUGUGCUAUCAGCUACACUUCGUACCGCAAUGUGUUUCCAAUAUGGACGCUAGGACGGUUUGGACGCUGGUACCCCACUAGCCCAUUGGCAGGAAAACUGAAAAUGUGAACAAAUGGACUCUUCGUGAAAGACUGACAGUGCUUGACUAUAUUGUUCUUCUGAAAAUACAAUAUCUUCCAAGCUCCUUACAAAAUCUUUCUUUGGUUUUUUUUUUUUUUUUUUUUUUUUUAAUUUAGUCGUCGCCAAUUAUUUUUACCCCGGUUUUCACCCCAAUUUAGCAUGCCCAAUUAUUAUCUGUAUCCCCGGCUCACCGCUCGCAACCCCCCCCGCCGACUUCGGGAAACGGAGGCUGGAAUACGCGUCCUCCGAAACGUGCUCCUUCCAAGCCGUCAUUUUUCGCACUGCAGAUCCACAGCAACGCCACCAGACCUAUAGUGCCGGAGGACAACACAGAUCUGGCGGCUCCGCUGCAGAGCCACAGGUGCCCUAUCGGCCACAGGGGUCGCUGAUGAUUCCCCUGCCGACCUAAGCCCUCCCUACCCGGGCAGCGCUCAGCCAAUUGUGCGCCGCCCCCUAGGAACUCUCGGUCACGGUCAGCUGUGACAUAGCCUGGAUUCGAACCUGCGAUCUCCAGGCUAUAGGGCACAUCCUGCGAGGAGCGCCUUUACUGGAUGCGCCACUCGGGAACCCCUUUCUUUGGUUAAAUUAAUUUGAAUAACAAGUAAUAAAUAUUUACAAAAUAUAGUGAAUUGUAUUUUUGUGAUCAUUGUUUGCAAUGCUUUGUAAAAUAAGGGACUGUGUAAAGGAAAGACACGCUUUGUAUGAUAUUAUAAUAAUUUAAUAAACUGACUGGCACCGCACUGAUUGAU